AUGGAGUACUACUGCACCCUGCUACUGUGGAGCUGCAGCCUGCUGCUCGGGCUCUGUCACAGCUUCAAUGUGGACACCAGGAGGCCGCGGAUCAUGCGGGGGUCCAAAGAGGCGCAUUUUGGCUACACAGUGCAGCAGCAUGCAGCAGCAGGACAGAAGUGGUUACUGGUGGGAGCCCCCUUUGAGACUAAUGGCCCAUACCAGACCGGGGACAUCUACAAGUGCCCAAUGAACCGGAGAGCCAACGGCAACUGUGCAAAGCUCAACUUAGGCAGGAUAUCGUUGACCAAUGUGUCUGAGCGCAAGGAUAAGAUGCGGCUGGGAAUGACCCUGGCCUCCAACCCCAAGGAUAACAGCUUUGUGGCCUGCGGGCCUUUAUGGUCCUACGAAUGUGGCAGCUCGUACUACAGCACAGGCAUCUGCUCCAGAGUGAACGCCAGCUUCAAGUUCUCGCGCACCAUCGCCCCAGCCUUUCAGAGAUGUGAGACCUACAUGGACAUUGUGAUUGUUCUGGAUGGAUCCAACUCCAUCUACCCGUGGUACGAGGUUCAGGACUUCCUCAUUAACAUCCUGCAGAAGUUCUACAUUGGGCCAGGCCAGAUCCAGGUUGGCGUGUUGCAGUAUGGGGAGAAGGUGGUCCAUGAAUUUCACCUGAAUGACUUCCGCUCUGUGGAGGAGGUGGUGAAGGCCGCGCGGAAGAUCGAGCAGCGUGGCGGGGAGGAGACAAACACAGCGCUCGGCAUUAAUGUGGCGCGGUCUCAGGCCUUUAAGAGGGGGGGUCGGCGCGGAGCCAAGAAGGUGAUGAUCGUCAUCACAGACGGGGAGUCACAUGACAACCAAGACCUGCAGCAGGUCAUCGAGGACAGCGAGAAAGAUGGCAUCACCCGCUACGCCAUUGCAGUCCUGGGCUACUACAACCGGCGUGGGAUCAACCCUGAGGCCUUCCUAAAUGAGAUUAGGUAUAUUGCCAGUGACCCUGACGACAAGCAUUUCUUCAACGUGACGGAUGAAUCGGCGCUGAAAGACAUUGUGGACGCUCUGGGAGACAGGAUCUUCAGCCUGGAAGGCACCAGUAAGAACGGGACAGCAUUCGGCCUGCAGAUGUCUCAGGCAGGCUUCUCCUCUCACAUUGUGGAGGACGGUAUCCUGGUAGGUGCGGUUGGAGCGUAUGACUGGAAUGGGGCGGUGCUGAAAGAGACUCGCAUGGGAAAAGUCGUCCCGCCAAAAUCCUCCUACCUGCAGGAGUUCCCGGAGGAGCUGAAGAAUCACGGCGCGUACCUGGGUUACACGGUGACAUCAGUGGUUUCUGCGAAAAACGGCCGGUUGUAUGUGGCCGGGGCUCCGCGAUUCAACCACACGGGAAAGGUCAUCAUCUUCACUCUGACCAACAGCGGCAACCUGACCGUCCUACACUCACUGAGGGGACAGCAGAUUGGCUCGUACUAUGGCAGUGUGAUUGCGCCAGUGGACAUCGAUGGAGAUGGAGUGACAGACAACCUCCUGGUCGCAGCACCCAUGCUCUUCAGUGGGGGCUGGGAGAAGGGGAAGGUGUACAUCUACAGAGUAACAGAGCAGAAUCGCUUUGUCCUGGAGGGGGCGCUAGAGAUAUCUGACCGGGGGCAGAACUCUCGUUUCGGCUCGUCCAUUGCUUCCGUCCCAGAUCUCAACGGCGACAGCUACAGCGAGGUGGUAGUGGGCGCGCCACUGGAGGACGACCAUCGGGGAGCGAUCUACAUUUUCUACAGCCAGCCCAACAGGAUACUGCGCAAGUACAAACAGAGGAUUGGAGCAAUAGAUCUCUCCUCAAGUUUGCAGUAUUUUGGCUGCAGUAUCCAUGGGCAGAUGGACAUGAAUGGAGAUGGGCUGGUGGACUUGGCAGUCGGUUCGCUGGGUGCAGCAGUAUUACUGUGGUCCCGCAGUGUCGUCCGCAUUCACGCCAGCAUCGAGUUUGAGCCGAGCAAGAUCAACAUCUUCAACAAGGACUGCCGGCGGGGGGGCAAGGAUGUCACCUGCAUGUCUGCCAUCGUAUGCCUCAACGUCACCGCCAGGACCUCCAUGCCCCCAAAACAGCAAGUGGCCCUGAGGUACAGUGCUUUUAUUGAGGAGCGCCGCUACACCCCGCGAGCUGUUCUGGAGGAGGGCGACCGCCAGCAGCCCCGAAACCUCACCCUGCUGCCCUCCGAGUCAGCCUGCGAGCACGUGUACUUCCACGUCCUGGACUUUACAGACUACAGCCGGCCCAUAGUGUUUGCUGUGGAAACAGGCCUGCAGGACCCUGAUCACGGUCCCACGCUGGACGACAGCUGGCCCACCACAUUCAGGACCGAGCUGCCUUUCUGGAAUGGCUGUGAUGAAGAUGACCACUGCCGCCCUAACCUGGUCCUGCAGAGUCACACUGACCUCCUGGACCGCAGGCAGUUCUGUGGGCAGCCUGCGCGCUCCCGCUGGGCACUGUGCCGACAGCAGGGGGCAGCAGAGGGCUCAGAGAGAGUGAUUGAGGGGUCACGGAGGAGGAUGGUGGUGGACACACGCUUGGAGAACCGCGGAGAGAAUGCCUACAGCGCUCGUCUCAACAUCUCCUACAGCCCCAACCUACGUUUCUCUAGUCUCAUAGUCAAGGACAAGUCAGACAUCAAGAUUGAGUGCUGGAGCAAAGACAGGCAGAGACUGAGAACCUGCAACGUCAGCUCACCCUUCAUGAGAUCACAGGCACAGGUGUCCUUCCGUCUUGAAUUUGAGUUCAUCCGCUCAGUGUACCUGGAUCAAGUGCGGGUCAUCUUAGAAGCCAGCAGUGAAGGGGAGGAAGUCAAUACAGCAGACAACUCCAAUGACAUUUAUCAUCAGCUGAAAUAUGAGGCUGACCUUCUGUUCACCAGGGAAUCAAGCCCAUCUCGCUGUGAGAUCAAAGCAGACCCCUCCCUGGAGGGGCAGGACACCACAGGCCCUCCUUUCAACUUUACCUUCCAGAUCCAGAAUCUGGGCUUUUUCCCAGUCAAGGACCUGCAACUGAAUAUUGAAAUUCCAGAAGUGACAAAGAACGGGAACCAGUUUUUGCAGAUUGCAGACUACUAUAUUGAUCAGACAGACGGCUCUCGCUGCGAGGCGCCUCCCCCCCAUGUUGCACAGAGCUUGGCUUCUCCUGAGGACCUUGCUCCUUUCACCCACCUGAAUCAGUCCAACACUUUGACGGUUCUGAUCCGGUGCAGUGUGGUGCUGCCAUCCCACAGGGACGUGAGCGUCCGGAUCAGCGGCUCCCUGCAGCUGCAGGCCCUGCAUGCUGUGAAGUUCAAGACGGUGGAGCUGGUGACAACCGCGUGGAUCGAGCUGGAUCCCUCCAGCCCUAUGUUCCUGCAUGAGGACCGGCCAGUGAGACGAAUAAUCCUGGAGAUUAGGAAGGAGGAAGACUACAGGAUUCCCAUCUGGAUUAUCAUUGGCAGCACACUGGGGGGCCUGCUGCUGCUGGCCCUGCUCAUCCUGGCUCUGUGGAAGCUGGGAUUCUUCCAGAGACAGCGGCGUAGGGAGGCGGGACAGGAGGCCAACGGGAAGGUGGCAGAGGAGCGAUAACACAGGCAGAAAACACAGCAGGCCACAGGCUCAGGGACUGGCCCGGAGACCAAUGAUGGCUCAGAGACAGUGAGAGAACUGCCAAUCAAAACCAGCCCUGUGCUGCCGAGCCCGCCCACACAUCACCUCAGGACCAAUCAGCUGUCUCCCUGCUAUACUGCCACUUUGUGCAGGGCAGGGGGAGGCUUGUGUUUAAUGUUUCCACCUUCGGAGGAGUUACUUUUACGUGCUCUUCCACCAACAGCCUCCUGCUGUGAAAACAGGCCUUCACUACAACUGUCCUCUUCACUCAUUUUCCUCCUUCUAUAAAAAAAAAACAAACUUUACAAAACCAUGUCACACACAAGUAUCUUUCCGUUAUCCUAAGUGCCUCACGGAGAUGCUGUGCAAUAUUCCUUAUGUCUGGAGGCAAGUGACCACAACAGGUGCUAGCUGCAUCUCAGUGGUUGAAGACAGGCAGUGAACUGGACAGCUCGGGUCCUUCAACAGUGCCAGGAAGAGGUACAGCCUCUCUUUGGAGUACGCAGGAAAUGGCCUGAAUUUCCCUCACUCUC
Megalops cyprinoides (Indo-Pacific tarpon) is the source of this 4118-nucleotide messenger RNA. RefSeq names its product integrin, alpha 11a (gene itga11a). Gene Ontology annotation, molecular function: integrin binding. The transcript has 30 exons. Gene Ontology annotation, biological process: cell adhesion mediated by integrin; cell-matrix adhesion; cell-cell adhesion. Bases 1 to 3564 code for a protein of 1187 amino acids. Gene Ontology annotation, cellular component: integrin complex; external side of plasma membrane. The record is from RefSeq and is a predicted model, not a curated record. NCBI's taxonomy places the organism in Eukaryota, Metazoa, Chordata, Actinopteri, Elopiformes, Megalopidae.